UCCUGGCAGUCAACAUGAAAGGCUUAGUCUCAGUCUGCUGCUUUGUCUCCGUGCUGGCACUUGCCACGCCAGAGGAAGAAGAGGUUCUAGACUCCAUUCUGAGAGACAGAUCUCACAUUGAGGAGACAUUAAGACUGGCAGCAGAAGAGAGCUCAGGUGACUAUGCAGCUGCUCUACUGAGACUGAGAAAGAUCUAUCACAAUUCCAUCAGGCCAAUGGAACAUGCUUACAAAUACAAUGAGCUCAGACAACAUGAAAUCUCAGCCUAUCCUGGACGAACCCUUGGGGAUUCAGCCACAGAUGGAGAGAUUACCUCCAAACCCAUGGUGCUAUUCCUUGGCCCUUGGAGUGUAGGCAAGUCCUCCAUGAUCAACUAUUUACUGGGACUUCAGGACACUCCUUACCAACUAUACACAGGAGCCGAGCCCACUACAUCUGAGUUUACUGUAAUCAUGCAUGGUGAGAAGAUCCGGUCUGUGGAAGGUAUUGUAAUGGCUGCUGACAGCUCUCGCUCCUUCUCACCACUGGAGAAGUUUGGCCAGAACUUUCUGGAGAAGUUAAUUGGCAUUGAGAUGCCUCACAAGCUCUUGGAGCGUGUUACCUUUGUGGACACUCCUGGAAUCAUUGAGAACCGCAAGCAGCAGGAGAGAGGCUAUCCAUUUAAUGAUGUGUGUCAGUGGUUCAUUGACCGUGCAGACCUGAUCUUUGUGGUAUUCGACCCCACCAAGCUGGAUGUUGGCCUUGAGCUUGAGAUGCUUUUCAGGCAACUGAAAGGUCGGGAGUCCCAGAUCCGCAUUAUCCUGAACAAGGCAGACAGCCUGGCCACCCAGGAUCUCAUGCGGGUGUAUGGUGCCCUGUUCUGGAGUUUGGCACCUCUUAUUAAUGUUACAGAACCCCCACGGGUGUAUGUCAGCUCCUUCUGGCCCUACGACUAUGCCCCUAACACCAGUCGUGAACUUUUCAAACGUGAAGAGGUUUCCCUCCUAGAAGACCUGAACCAAGUGAUUGAGAACCGCCUGGAAAACAAAAUCGCCUUCAUUCGUCAGCAUGGCAUCCGUGUGCGCAUCCAUGGCCUCCUUGUAGACCGUUACGUGCAGACAUUCAAGGAGAAGAUGAGUUUCUUCAGUGACCCUGAGUUAGUGUUCAAGGAAAUCAUCGAUGACCCAGACAAAUUCUACAUUUUCAAGUCUAUUCUGGCAAAGACCAAUGUUAGCAAGUUUGACUUGCCCAACCGUGAUGCAUACCGUGACUUCUUUGGUAUUAACCCAGUGACCAGUUUCAAGCAGCUCUCUGCCCAGUGUUCAUACAUGGGUGGCUGCCUGUUGGAUAAGAUUGAGAAGGCCAUUACAGAAGAUCUGCCUGGCCUUCUUAGCAGCAUCAACUCCAGUAAGAACCCAAUUUUGUCCUCCUGUGAGGCUACCGGCUGUGGGGAGAAGCCCAAGAAUCGCUACAGACGAAACUGAGGUUAAGGUGUAUAGAAGAGAGCAAGAAAAGUGGCAGUGGAGUGACAAACAUAUCCCGUGCCAGACACAGUCCAUCUCAGAGGAGAUUCAGCACAGAAGAAGAAUUUUUUUGGUUUAUUUUUAAGUGGUGAGGUGGGGUGGUGUCUUUGAGAAAACAGGACUUUGGAAAUUCUAGAGAAAUCACAAAGCAAGAGAAAAUAAGUUUACCAAAAUAAAACUCUCCACCUAGUUUUUGUGAACUGUAUGCAGUUUGGAGGGAAAGGUGUACAAAUGGAAGAAAUAUAGCUGACACACAUAAAAGAAAAAAAUCCUGGGACUGGCAUAUUCAGUAUAAGCUGCCUUCAAUGUGAAUAAAAUUGAAAAAAAAAAUACAAAUAAAUAGCUGUCACAGUCGUGUUUUAUAAAAAAAAUAGGUUGUAGUUUUGUAAACAAUGUGUUUAUGAAAAGAAAAUUAGUAGGUCAGCUCAUGACUUUUUUUUUCUUUCAUAGGUGUGAAUUUAGUCACUUUCACAAAAAAAUAGACUUGUGUCUUGCUGCUGUAAGAUUUGUCUCAGUAAAACAAAACAAGAAAAAACCUUUUCACUGAGAAUGCAUGUUAGGCUAGAUUUAACUGAUAUUAACAGAGGAUAUCACAUUCUCAUUUUCUGUUUGUUCUCUUUAUAAACACUUUCAGGAUAAAGUAUAUGUAUUCAAAGUUCUGUUUUCAUGUGUUUCCAGGUCUUCUGUAAUUCUCACUGAAGGCCAUUUUAUUAGGACUUCUUUGUUUUCUGUGUUUUUUGUGCCUACUUGAUGAGAAACCUCUGCUUUGGCUUAGAUGUAAUGUUAGUGAUAUGUUAAAUUAGCUUUAGAGUAUUAUUUGCCCAAGUAUUUUAGCAGUAAGGAAGUGGGAAGUGAAUAAACAGUACAAUAUUGACAGCAAUAAAAGUGUUUACUAUCAUAA
Pygocentrus nattereri (red-bellied piranha) is the source of this 2403-nucleotide messenger RNA. It is a transcript of the gene srlb, whose product is annotated as sarcalumenin. The record is from RefSeq and is a predicted model, not a curated record. NCBI's taxonomy places the organism in Eukaryota, Metazoa, Chordata, Actinopteri, Characiformes, Serrasalmidae. Gene Ontology annotation, molecular function: GTP binding. The coding region runs from base 15 to 1463 and encodes 482 amino acids. The transcript is spliced from 7 exons.